Scylla paramamosain (green mud crab) is the source of this 5890-nucleotide messenger RNA. RefSeq names its product protein smoothened-like (gene smo). The record is from RefSeq and is a predicted model, not a curated record. Gene Ontology annotation, molecular function: patched binding; transmembrane signaling receptor activity. Bases 367 to 3423 code for a protein of 1018 amino acids. Gene Ontology annotation, cellular component: dendrite; plasma membrane; cilium. Lineage: Eukaryota; Metazoa; Arthropoda; Malacostraca; Decapoda; Portunidae. Gene Ontology annotation, biological process: commissural neuron axon guidance; central nervous system development; pattern specification process. The transcript has 15 exons.
AUAUAGGGAGCAGUCACCCCCUAAGAGUAGCAUGGCUCUUAGGCACGUUUUCUGUCACAUCACUCGCCUCCAUGCGGGUGGUAAACAACAAAGAAUUUCAAUGCACGGGCACGACUUUGUUUUAAGAAUAGAACAACCAUUAACUACUCUCUCCCUUCCUUAGCUACUUAUUAUGUAUAUAUAGAAGUAUUGCUAUCUCUGAAAUAAUCCUGAAGGAGUAGCGGUGAUGGGGGCGGCGGUAGCAAGAGUUGGCGGGGUGGAAGUCUUGGUCGAUGCGGGACUCGAACUCCCUAAACAAGACGAUGUGUGUGGUCUCGAGCAGCGGCGGAGUGGACGCUUGGAGGGCUGGCCACCUUUCUCCAAGCCAUGGAGUCGCCCACAGUGGCAGUCCUCCUGACGCUGCUUUGUGGUCUGGCUGUUGUGUGUGGUGAAGAUGAACCUGAUGCUGUCCCUGCCAUCCCACACUCCUCCAGCCCUCCACCAACCAGCACACCAACACCCCCACCCAUCACCACACCAGUCCUGGAGGAAAACACUCGCAUUGUUUCCCUUCACUCCUCUCCUGAUGACCUUCACCUGCUAAAUGCCGUCAGUCAGGUUGAUCAGUGUCACAAGAGGGCUGAAUGUGUUCCGCUAGAGGAGACUACCUGCCUGGGAGUGACUCUGCCCUAUACACACACUUCCCUGGCACUCUCAGGAUUUCCUAACCAGAGAAUGGCCAGGGAGCAGCUGGAGGUGUGGUCUGCUCUCCGCAACAUUCCUCGCUGCUGGGCUGUGGUUCAGCCUCUGCUGUGUGCAGUCUUUUUCCCACAGUGCAACAACAGUUCAGUUGAAUUGCCAUCACAGGAGAUGUGUGUCAUCACUCGUGGUCCGUGCCGUGUGGUUGAGAAAGAAAAAAGAUGGCCUGAGUUUCUCAAGUGCCAUGAAGAAUAUCCACACAAAUGCAAGAACACUGUUAGGGAAUUGAAGUUUAACACAACGGGGCAGUGCACUCCCCCUCUCGUGGCCACAGAAGAGGACUCCUCGUGGUAUGAGGGAGUGAAGGGGUGUGGAGUACAGUGUGCCAAUCCAAUCUUCACUGAUGAGGAACACAAAGAUUUGCACAGCUUUGUAGCCACUCUUGGCGGAGUCUGCCUGGCCUGCUCAAUCUUCACAGUGCUAACAUAUCUGAUUGACUGGCGUGCAGCAAACAAGUAUCCAGUGCUCAUUAUCUUCUACAUCAAUGGCUGCUUCUUGGUAGCCAGCAUUGGGUUCAUGGUUCAAUUUCAUCCGGGGGUUCGUCAGGACCUCACCUGCCGCUCAGAUGGCACUCUGCGGGAAGGUGAACCAAGUUCCGGUGGAAACAUCUCCUGUGUGGUGGUGUUUGUGUGCCUGUACUACUUCAUGAUGGCAGGCGGCUUGUGGAUCAUCAUCUUGGCAUACUCCCUCCACACCAGCUUCAAGUCAUAUGCAGCUGGACUGUGUGGGGAUGAGCUGGAGCGGCGGGCAGCAUACUUCCACCUGGUGUCGUGGUCGCUGCCGCUGGUGCUCACCAUCACCAUCAUGGCACUGGCCCAGGUGGAGGCUGACUCUGUGGCAGGGAUUUGUUUCUUGUCGUCAGCUCUUCCCAUCAGAAUAGUGUUCCUACUGUUGCCAAUUAUUAUUGUUGUUAUAGUUGGAGGAUUUUUCCUUGUCAGGGGCAUGAUAAAACUGAUACACCUCAAGAUGGAGUGUUUCAACAUCAUCAGUGACAGCGCCAACAACAAGAUUGUGGAGACCAUCAUCAGACUGGCCAUCAUCACUGUCACCCUCACCACCUUCACCGGCAUCACUGUGUACUGCCACAUCUACCAGUACAGGAACCAGGCACACUGGGACAAGGCUCUACGGAACUACAUCAUGUGUGUGACCAACAUGACAGCCUCAGCGGAGAUAAGACACGGCACCUCGGUCUGCACCAUCUCAGACCGGCCCAGCAUCAACAUCUACAAGCUGCACCUGCUGGCUUUCUUUGGUGCUGGCAUCAUCAUGUCCUCGUGGUGCUGGACUCCUAACACCAUCCAGGCAUGGAAGCGCUUUCUUAGGAGAGUUGCAGGUGUCUCAAGUGAGGAGCCUCUGCGCCUUGCCCGACACAGAGUCAUAGCUCAGGCCUUUGCCAAGCGCCAUGACUUCAACACUGCUGGUCGACUCUCCAUAAGUCUGCACUCAAUGCAUGAUGAUCCUCUUGGGCUAAACUUUGACAUGAACAGUGCAACUUCUGGUGACAUAUCCUCUGCCUGGGCGACGGCCAUCCCCCACCUCAUGACGCGUCGAGGGGCGCUGGUAGGACCUGCUGCCCUGGCACUGAGGAGGAACUCAGUGGACUCGGAGUACAGUAUUAGCAGGAGAUUCUCCAUUGAGUCGGGACACAACAACCGGAGUUCCAGGAGACAUUCCUUGGACUCACAGAUGUCCUUCCAUGUGUCUGAUGCAGAGAGGCUGGCAGCGCUGCACACGGCCGCCAGGUUUGGUCGCCGCAAGAGGCGGGACUGGUUUAGUCUGAGACGUGGUCGUCGUGUUAAUGCUUGGGACAGGAGAGGCUCAAAUACGUCUGACGACAGCAAUCUUGGCUCCAUGAUUUUGCCAGCAAUAACAAUGAAUACUCAAGACACUCUGUUUACAAACAUGAUGAAGCGCCUCAAUCUGAGCUCUGACGAGCCACUGCGUUCUGAGAGAACCACCCCCUCGGCCCCGCCAGCCCAGUCGCUGAACAUGAAUGUCCCUCUCCCGGGACAGACAACACUAGACUCUGAAGAUGAAGUAGGGAAUGAGAACCAUGCAUUUGGGAAUGACUCUGUCAGUCACACAGUCCUGAACAAUGUUUUGAAGAGUGCUGACAUCAAAAGAAAAGAAGAAAACUACUCUAGAUCAUCUGCAACACUUGAAAAAGGUUUGUUGUCAUCCAUCCACAUGCACAGCAAUGGUAAGCGGGAUGCUGUUGACGUCAGUGUUCAGACUUCCAGUGCAAGUGUUGGUGUGCAGACUUCUUUGCCUAAUGGUAUUGUACAUCCUGUGAUGGUGGAUAAGUGUUGCCAGGUCUCUACACCAUUGUUAGUGAGAGCCAAUGAGGUGGCCCAGCUGAACUCCUCGGGUGAUGACAACAGUAUUCCAGUGAUGAACUUGAGAGGUCAAGAGAACAUAAAGAAAGUAAGUGAAACAAGUUUUUCUAACCGAAGAAGAACGCAUAAUACAGAUCGGCCAGGAACGCCAGUGACUAAAUUAGUGUCAAAGAAAAUGAAUCGUGGUAAAGAAAAAAUGAUUGGAAACAACAGAAACAUCAACCUGAAUCAUGGAUCUUAUAAACAUGCAAGUAAUUUCAAGGCAAAUAGUUCUAAGAAUAAGAUGAAUAGAGGGGAGGCUAAUGAUGUAAUGACAGUGCUGGACAUUGCUGAUGAGAGUCCCUGAAGGAGUCACUGGAUAGAGGAAUUCUUCUUGCUUGUUGAUAUUCAGUCUAGGAAAAAGAUGCUGAAUGAAUGUGUAAAAUAUUUAGGCCAGAGUGCAAAAAUUAUUGGAAUGGCUGUGUUGUAAGUUAAAAGGAAGAUGCUAACUUAUGGGAACUGAGCUCUGCCUCCAUCACUUAGAGAAACUGUCAUGUUUUUAGUGAUUGAGUACAUUUAUGAUUAUUUUCAGUUGGGUAGACAAUGAUUUUAUGUGUCUGGAGCAAAAGGUGUAAUGCUGCGCCCCUCACUACCUGUCUGUACACUGACUGAUGACUAGCAUCUCGCACACUCGUGAUAUCAAAAGAAAAUACUCUCUUAGCUGUAGAUUGCUUUCAUGAAACUAGGGCUUAUCUUUAUUCUGUUUAAAGAAUGGUUUAUCUGUAGGUUUGCUUAAUGUGUGUGAGGAUGUGCAUGAUGAUGGUACCUAUCACUUCAGCAUGAUAUUGAGCUGCAACUGUCAUGAUUGGUAUAGAUUUCUCUCUCAUGCAGAGUGGUAGAGUUAUGUGUGUGACAGAAAGCUUAAUUUUUCAAGAUACUGGCUAUCUUUAAGGAGUGAAUACUAAAGGUGUUGCCCCAAUUUUUCUGAUCCUUGCAUCUAGUCAUAAGGUCUGCAGGAAACCAUUUCUGUAAUGCUUUGCUGCAGCAGAUCAGAAGAAUCAGAUGUAAAGCUCACUGAGGAGUUUCAUUAAGUAAGUGCUUUAUUUUGCUGUAGGAAUGUUUCUUCAUAUUAGUCAAACAAAUUAAAAAGAUUAAGUUUUCAGAGAAAGCAAUAGCUUCAUGAAAAAUACUAUGCACAAAAUUGGUGGGAUUUAUAAUUUUAAUUUAAAAAUACUCCUCUUUUUAUUUGUUUUGGUUCACUCAGACAUACUUCAUAAAUAGGUAAUUUUUUUUAUAGUUUCUACCAUUGUGUGUGUGUAGAAUGAGUGUGAAUGUUGGCAGGUUCAUUGUGUCAGUAGUGAUAAGAGUAGCUUUGUGCAAGUGUUGGUGUGUUGGAAGUAUCCUAGUAGACCUACGUAGUGCUCAGGACAGCAACCCAGGAACAGUACCUUAGAUGUUUGUGCCAAAUACUUUUAUUGUUAAUUAUAUAUUUAAUUAAAUAUUUUCCUUAAGAUUUUGAUACUUAAGUAAUACUACUUAAUUAAUUUAAACCUUAUUUGUCAGAAAUGAUGAAUUUUUAAUCUAAUGUAAAGUAUUAUAAUUUUAUUAUUUAUUAACAAAUGAUAAGGAGUUCAGGUUGUAGUGGAAGAGUAAAGAGUGUGUUAUGAUAAGCUGUGCUUUCCUCUGGUGUUGAUCUCUGCUUUUAAUCUUUGAAAAGAUCUUUUUAAUAUUUGGUAGUCACUUGUGGGAAAGAUAAAUUAUUAAUGUAAUUUACCUUUCUCACAUGUCCACUGGUCAGCCAUUCAUUGAUGUAGCAGAAGGGAACAGGCUGUGCAUGUUACAGGGACCUUCAUAAGCCAGUUACAGCACUACAAGUCUGCUGUAGUGUCAUGAAGCAGCUGAGCACCAAGAUGCAAAGAGGAACACACAGGCAUGGGCUGUAGAACAGUACAAAGUAGGAAAGUAAUUGAAGCACUUUACAUUGGUGAUGCAAUAAGAACUGGACUAGGGGAGAUGGGUGUGGGUGAGUGUUCAGUGGGUCACUUGGUAAAGUUUGUGAGGUAGACCCAAAAAUUGGAUUUACAAGUAAGUGACCCCAGGGAUUUAGGGGCCCUGCUAGAGAUAGCAGUUGAGCAAACUGCUAGGGGUUAAGCAGUACUGACUUGUUGCUCUAUUAUGUAUGGAGUCUUUCAAAGUGUUGGUGAUGACUUUUCAUCUUCAUAAUCCUCUAAGGAAUCUUCCAUUCAGUCAUUUGCAUUGUUAAUUUGCAUGUUUCCCCUUUAAUCUUUCUAUGCUGGCAUAGGAUCAAAACAUAACUUCAUUCAUGUCUUCCAUUAUUUGUCCAUAUACCAUGAUCACAAACGCUUGCAGUGGUUGCUUUGCUCUCAGGAUGGUGAUGUAAGGUCAGUUCUGUGCAUUGGUGGCUCACAGUAUCCCUAACAGGAUGCCUAGUGGACCUGUGUCCUGGCACCUGCUUGUCAGGCUCUUGCUGGAUAAAAGAUCUGCACCAGACUGUCCGUCCCCUUGAUGACGGCAUGAAUGUUGUGUUUAUCUUUAAUUUAUUUAAUUUUGUUUUCCAUUUCUUUACCAAUGUAGAAUUCACAGUUUGAAGUUUCAGUUUCUGUAGAUCAAUUGAUUCUUCUUGACCUUUAAACGUGAAGCAGAUGUUCUGGCUUGUUAUACUGUAUUUUUAUUAUUAUUAUUAUUAUUAUUAUUAUUAUUAUUAUUAUUAUUAUCAUUAUUAUUAUUGGUAGUUGUUUUUGUGAUAGUGUAAGCUAAGUCUGUAAUAUUAUGGCCUCAAUGCAACCAAUAGUACUUACUCAUAAUAUGAUAAA